Molecule: messenger RNA, 1494 nt
Organism: Angiostrongylus costaricensis
Lineage: Eukaryota; Metazoa; Nematoda; Chromadorea; Rhabditida; Metastrongylidae
Source: the annotation of a GenBank genome assembly
AUGCGAGUCCCUCAUUUCGCUUUUCUCUCGGCCGUGUUGUUGACCUAUGGGCGCUGUAUCUUUUUUGCUAGAGAGAUGAUUUCUAUGCGACGUGUUGAAAUCGUGCUUAAUUCAAUUCAAUGUCUUUUUCAUUUUGAUGGAUAUCUAGGACCCACGAAUGAUAAACAACGAGCUGUAGUGGUCGCGUUUAAGCAUGCAUGGAAAGGAUAUCGAAAGUAUGCUUGGGGCCAUGAUCAGUUGAGGCCUAUCAGUGGUGGCUAUUCGGACUGGUUUGAUACCGGUCUCACAAUAGUCGACGCACUUGACACAGCGAUCAUAAUGAACCUUAAAGAAGAAACAACUCAAGGGAUAGACUGGAUACGGAAUUCGCUGUCUUUUGAUAAGGAUCGCUAUGUCAAUCUGUUCGAAACAACAAUCCGCACUCUCGGUGGUCUUCUCAGUGCAUUUCAUCUUACCGGUGAUAAGGUACUGAUGUUUGUAGACAAGGCUGAGGAUCUUGCAGGAAGGUUACUCAGUGCAUUCUUAAGCUCAAAGUCGUUUGUUCCAUUAAGCGAUGUUAAUCUAAAAACGAGAAAGGCUAGACCACCUUCAUGGAGUGGCGAGUCAUCGUUGUCCGAAGUGGCAUCGCUACAGUUGGAGUUUCGAGAUCUUUCUAGAGUAACUGGAAAGAAACUAUACGAGGAAGUGUGCUUUAAUGUUUCGAAACACAUUCACGAAAUCGGAUGUAACGACUACGGUGGUCUCUGUGAUAUGUUUUUGAAUGCAAAUACCGGACGUUUUCCUGGUGCUACUAUCACGUUUGGAGCGCGUACCGACAGCUACUACGAAUAUCUACUCAAGCAGUGGAUCCAAACGGGCAAAAGUAUUGAUUGGUUAUUAUCUGAUUAUAUAACUGCUAUGAAUUCUAUGAAGUCGAAAUUGCUGAAGUAUUCUGAGCCUAAUAAACUAGCAUUCGUCGGUGAAUUGCUUCAAGGAAGCACAUAUUCUCCGAAAAUGGAUCACUUGGUCUGUUUCCUUCCGGGUACACUGGCACUUGGUAACCAUAACGGACUACCUGCCGAACACAUGGAACUAGCCAAGGAACUUGGAAGAACAUGUCAGAGACUCUAUGUAAAUCCCACUGGACUUGCACCAGAAAUUGCCUAUUUUAACAUGGAUCCAGGUGGAACUGAGGAUAUAACCUCUAGAUGCGCAUUCACUUUUAUUCACAGGCAGGUUUGUUUCCUCUUAUCUUCUUCAUUUUCUCAUAAGAUUUACCAGGAUUGGGGAUGGGAAGCUUUCAAAGCUAUUGAAAAAUAUGCGAGAGUAACAAACGGAUACUCUUCUGUGAGGAGCUUUAAAAUUCUUUCCAGAGAUCUCAUGGAAUCUUUUUUCUUGGCGGAGACCCUCAAGUAUCUUUAUCUCUUAUUUGCUGAUGAUCAGACGGACCUCUUUCCUUUAGACAAAUGGGUAUUCAAUACAGAAGCUCAUCCUCUUCCAAUAUAUUCAAGCUAG